GCCGGGCAUGGACGGGCUGGGCCUCGCCGCGGCGCCCGGCGGAGGGGCGGACGAUGGAGCACAGCAUGAGGCAGGCGAGCCCCGCUCGCUCCCGCCCCCCGAGAAGGGCACGAACCACCCGGCACAGCCGCCGUGCGGGACACCACCGGCCAGCCCGCAGCCCACCCCCACGGGCCUGCCCACCCUCCUGGCCUACAGACCCGAGUCAUCACAGGCAAACGUGCACCACGAGGCAGAGGAGGAUGCUGAACCAACGUGCGAGUACUGCGGCAGCCUGCUGAGGCCGUUCCCCUUCCCCGAGGACGGGGCUCUCCCCGAGGACCAGGCAGGCAGGUUCUGCUGCCAGGGCAGCCGAGAGCUCUAUGAGUUCAUCUUGAAGGAGAGGAAGAGGCUCGAGGAUGCCAGCAGCCUUCCCAGAGCUGUCAGCACCCAGGAAUCCCCCGGCUCUGAAGCCAACAUGCUGCUGUCAAAGGAGCAAAGUGGGAGGCAGCAGAAGAGACACCUGGCUAGAGAGUUGGCUGACCAGUCUUUAAGGCAGAGUGCCACUAAAGAGUCACAGCAAGCUGGACCCCUUUCCUACGAGCCUUCCCAGGAACUCCCAUCUCCCAAAGCCGGGUCACCAGUGCCUGUUGCAAGUGCAGCCGAGCCCGAGUACCUUUCUGAGCCCGAGCUCCGGCCCAAGGAGAAGCCCACGCCCGAGUCCUGGCCCGAGGAGCAGCCUGAACUGGAACCCCAGCCCAAGGAGGAGCCCGAGCUGGAGCCCCGGCCCGAGGAGCCCGAGCCGGAGCUUCAGCCCGAGGAAGAGCCCGAGCUGGAGAAGGAGCCUGGGUCUGAGCCCGAGUCCCAGCCUGAAGAGGAGCCCCAGCCUGAGAAAAAGCUCAAGCGGGACAAGAAACCCAUGUCCCGCAGCGUCCUCGGCUACGACUUCAGUCUUCUGGGGAAAAAGGUGGGGAAGGGUAAAUUGGUGCAGAAGUACUACAAAAAUGGAAAGAAAUUCCUUACCAUGCUCCCAGACGGAACCUUGCAGUUAUUCUAUCCAUCUGGAAACCUGGCCAUCAUCAUUACACAAGCCAGAGACCAGCUGAUGUGCAUAGUACAGGAGGACGAGCGGAGGACACUCAAAAUCCGAGCACUGUUUCAGUCUGAUGGCAGGAGCACGUGCUAUUACCCGACUGGAGAUGAGUGGAUAAAUAUGAGUAUCCAGGGUGGGCAGUAUUUGGACCAAGCAGGCAACAGGGUGAGAAGGUGGAUGUGGCCGAACUUGUCACCAGGACCCCAGGUGCCACUGAGCCCCAUUUUCAUCUCCCUGAACCGCCACGUGGGGGUCAGGAUCCUGGCCCAGGACAAGAUCUUCAUCUCCUUCCUUGCCAUGGGGCGACAAGCAAAACUCAACAUGGGAACCAAAGUGCAGGUCAGCACCAGCAGCCAGCUGCCUCCUCCAGCCCCGCUGGGUGAGGAUGAGCUCCUGCUGCUUGCCUUCCGCGUGAGGAUCCUGCAGCUCUUCGAAAGGAUGCGGGGAUGCCUCAACUUCCCUUCCAAUGAGCAGUGGAACAAAAUGCAGCCUCCCAUGUACCUCAUCACCCAGGCUCUGAAGAUCCUGGAGCUCUGCAUGGCUGCUGACAUAAGUGACGAGCUGCGCAGCUCCAUCAAGGCAAUAGUAAACGCCCAGGAACUCUAACCAGUGUGUGUGUGGUGUAAGGUAAAAUGAGCCAGACAGUCCCUGAUGCUGUGGCACCUGCAAGUGCUCAGCAAGGUUUCUCCUCCGGCCCUGCCUGCCCCGGUGCAGAGGAAAGGGCAGUCCAGGGCUGAUCCGCACAGCCCCAGAUGGGAUCAGGGCAGGCGCUACC
This is a messenger RNA of Pyrgilauda ruficollis (rufous-necked snowfinch), 1847 nucleotides long. RefSeq names its product glutamate rich 6 (gene ERICH6). NCBI's taxonomy places the organism in Eukaryota, Metazoa, Chordata, Aves, Passeriformes, Passeridae. The transcript has 9 exons. The record is from RefSeq and is a predicted model, not a curated record. The coding region runs from base 8 to 1678 and encodes 556 amino acids.